Messenger RNA from Schistosoma rodhaini, 5935 nucleotides. NCBI's taxonomy places the organism in Eukaryota, Metazoa, Platyhelminthes, Trematoda, Strigeidida, Schistosomatidae. The record is from the annotation of a GenBank genome assembly.
AAAUCAAAGUUUGAAAAAAAUGAAAAAUCAAACUACGCCUGGCAAUAAUGGCAUAACUAGUGAAAUGAUAAAGCAAGGCGGUGAUAAACUAAAUAACAUACUACUAAAAAUCAUGAAUCAGAUAUGGAAAAAUCCAUGCACUAUGCCAGACCACUGGAUAGAUGCAGAUGUAAUAAGUAUAUAUAAAAAUAAAGGUUUAAGAUCCGAUCCAAACAACUAUAGAAGUAUCUUCUUACUAGAUACGAUAGGAAAGCUAUUCGCAGGCAUAGUCUGCAAUAGACUUGUCCAACUAACAGAUAAAUAUCUCCCAAUAACCCAAUUUGGUUUUAGAAAAAAUCUGUCCACAGUCCAAGCAAUAACGACCUUAAGACAUAUAAUUCAAUCCUCUAUAGAUACAAAUAGAACUAUAGUACUCACCUUUGUGGACUUAACUAAAGCGUUUGAUACGAUACCCAAACAAAUAAUCCUAAAUACUCUAAAUAAACUAUGCCCUUCAAAAAAUAUAAACUCCUGUAUAACCAAACUAUUAGAUGACCCCAAGGGUUAUCUAAAAAAUUCAGAACUAAACUUCACGAUGAAAAGGGGAGUGAGACAGGGUAGUAAAGAAGGUCCGGCUAUCUUUAACUUAGUCUUUCAAAAAAUAUUAGAACAAACGAUAGACAAAACCCUAAAAGGAGUGACUCUUAAAGACCAAUAUAACAAGAUUUGGACAAUUAAACAUUUAGAAUAUGCAGACGAUUUAUGUUUACUUACUAACACAACGGAGGAGGCUACCAAAGCCUUAAACCACCUACAACAAUACUUAACCAGUAUUGGUAUGGAGAUAUCAAUCUCCAAGACUAAAUAUAUGAUAAUAAAUAAAAAAGCUAUCACAUCAAAUGUCAAAAUAAACAACAAGGAUAUAGAAGAAGUAGAAUCCUUCCACUAUCUUGGUUCAACCAUAAAUAACAAAGGUACUCCGGAUAGUGCUGUCACCUAUAAUAUAGAAAAAGCAAAAAAUGCAAUAAUUAAAAUUAAACCAAUACUUAAAUCUAAAGAACUCAACCUUGAUACCAAAGCCAAGAUGGUGGAUUCCUCAAAAAUCCCCAUUCUCACAUAUGGUCUAGAAUCAACAGUACUAAGAAAGCAAGAUUGGUCUAGACUAGAAGCGGUGUUAAAUACAGUAAGACGUAUAAUUUUAGGUAUAAAUGAUAGAAAACAACUUACUGUUGAGCAACUUAGACUUAAAAUAAACUUACCAAAUUUAGCCAGUAAAAUCAUGCAAAACAGACUAAACUUGUGGUAUGUAGCGCAUAAAAGACCAAAUAACCUAAUGGUGAGGUCUUUGUAUAGUAACUUUGAAAAUCAGUGCAACAAUAGGAAGGCCCAUACUAAAAACUGGCUAAGAUAACUAUUUCAAGACAUUAAAGAAAUGGGUGAGCGCCUUCCUAGUAACUGGAUAAACCAACCCAACAAGGUUAAAAUAAACGCAUAUCAAGAACACUUUCCAAAAAUAAUAGGGAAACGCCAGCUGAACCAUGUAUGCCAAAAUGCAAACUGUAACAGAAUGUUUGCUACAAUGAAAGAAAUGAACAGACACAUUAGAAACGACCACCAAAAUAAAACUAAUAGUGAGUCCCAAUAUAGCUGUCCCUUAACUGACUGUAAUAAAACGUAUAAGACGUUGGGUUGGUUAAAUAGACACAUGCAGUCAUGCCAACCAAAAUAUAAUCUAACUAAAGCUGAACCCAAAACCAGUUAAUAAAAUAAACUCCAAAAACGACAAAAAUAAAUGUCCAUACCCAGGCUGCAACAAAACUUUACCAACUAAAAAAGGUAUAAUAAAUCACUGCUAUGUAGUACAUAAGUGGUCAGCAAUCACCGGACAGGAAGUAAAACCAAAGACAAAAAAUAAUGCAAAAACAGCUAUUGCGCCCCGGUAGUUGUGCCGUGCUUCGAUGUAGCCUCUUCUCCAGAAGGGCCUACUAGGCUUCACCAACUAGUUUGGCUGGAAGGGGCACCACACGGAUGGGAGGCAAAAUCCGACUCACACGUCCUCGUCGUGCCUCCUGGAUCAUGGGACUGAUUCCAUGAACUAACGUGAGCGGUAACCCGGGUGGUGGAGAUCGGGCUAAUCACCCUCUCUACCUAUACCCACCCCUGAUUACGAACGCUACAAAGAAUCAUUGCACAAAUAUACCUGGAAUAAAAAAAGACAAAAAAAAUGCCCAAAAUUACCAAAAACUUAAAAUUGGUUUAUGGAAUGUCCGGGGUUGCUCACAAGAAAGCAAACUCCAAGAGAUAGCAGAGCAAAUAGCUGAACGCAAGUACCACAUAGCAGUGAUCACGGAAACUAGGAUGGUCUCCAAAACCAUCGAAAUAGAUAACAGUGCAACUCUAUACAACUGCAACCCAAACAUCAACGACUACCGGAACACCGGUGUCGGCUUCGUCGUUAGUAACCACUCAAUGGUUACCGCCACUGACUUUAAAGAAAUAGACGGUAGGAUAGCCACCAUUAAAAUACGUAGUUUAGCCACUAGCCAAACUAUUAACCUUAUUGGCUGCUAUGCCCCAACUGAGUCUUCUAGUGAAGAUAUCAGUAAAGACAAAUUCUAUCUUAAACUCAAAAAUACAAUAAAACAACUCAAAUCAAAUAAACUUCCAAUACUAGUUCUAGGCGACUUCAACUGUAGGCUGGGCCAGGACCUUCACACUUACUACCCUAAUAUCGUAGGAAAAGCAAACAAUCUUGAGCCGGAAACGUCUGCGAAUGGCAUAAGACUAAUAAACUUAUGCGAAACAUUGAGUCUGCGAGUAAUGAACACGUUCAUUACUAAACCAGCUCACAAGACUCACACAUGGGUACAUCCAAAAACCCAAACCGGACAUAUAAUAGACCUAGUACUAACAGAAAAUAACUCUAGAAUAAUGGUUAGUGACAUUCACAAUAGUCGCUCAAUGGAAGCGAAUACCGAUCAUUACAUGGUCACAACCAUACUUAAACUAAAAUAUCUAAAUUAUAAUAAGAUUCCUAACACUAAUAGCAAACGUAAACAAAGGCAACGUAAGGCUAUACACGCCUUGAAUCCAGAAUACCCAAAUAUACUAAAUAACUUACUCCAAAAUAACCAUAAUCUCAACCAAAUCGAAAAGGCGAUGAUACAAGCGGCUCAUAAAGCUGCAAUCCCUUAUAAGUCGGCCACCAAGAGAUGGCAACACAACAUAGGUAAUCUCUUAAAGGAAGAGAUUAAACAUAGAAAACAACUAAGACUAAACUGGCUAAACAAUCCUACAACCACUAAUAAAAAUCUAUAUAUGCAGACUAGUAAAAUAGUUAAAAACAAGGUUAAAUUAGCCAAAGACCAAUAUAUCAAAGACAGAAUAAGUGAGAUGAACUCAUACUUUAAGAAACAUGACUUACACUUAACACAUAAAAUGCUAGAUGAUAUAUUGGCUACUAUACGGAACCACUCAUACAAGGCUAAGAGAACAAAUCAAGUUAAAGAUAGUGAUCUUCAAUAUCACUACCAAAACCUAUUCAAUGCUAAACUAAACCAAGAUAAUAUCCAAUUGCCGGUAAAAACCACCAACGACUCUGAACUUACUAUAAAUGAAAUAAAUCAAAGUUUGAAAAAAAUGAAAAAUCAAACUACGCCUGGCAAUAAUGGCAUAACUAGUGAAAUGAUAAAGCAAGGCGGUGAUAAACUAAAUAACAUACUACUAAAAAUCAUGAAUCAGAUAUGGAAAAAUCCAUGCACUAUGCCAGACCACUGGAUAGAUGCAGAUGUAAUAAGUAUAUAUAAAAAUAAAGGUUUAAGAUCCGAUCCAAACAACUAUAGAAGUAUCUUCUUACUAGAUACGAUAGGAAAGCUAUUCGCAGGCAUAGUCUGCAAUAGACUUGUCCAACUAACAGAUAAAUAUCUCCCAAUAACCCAAUUUGGUUUUAGAAAAAAUCUGUCCACAGUCCAAGCAAUAACGACCUUAAGACAUAUAAUUCAAUCCUCUAUAGAUACAAAUAGAACUAUAGUACUCACCUUUGUGGACUUAACUAAAGCGUUUGAUACGAUACCCAAACAAAUAAUCCUAAAUACUCUAAAUAAACUAUGCCCUUCAAAAAAUAUAAACUCCUGUAUAACCAAACUAUUAGAUGACCCCAAGGGUUAUCUAAAAAAUUCAGAACUAAACUUCACGAUGAAAAGGGGAGUGAGACAGGGUAGUAAAGAAGGUCCGGCUAUCUUUAACUUAGUCUUUCAAAAAAUAUUAGAACAAACGAUAGACAAAACCCUAAAAGGAGUGACUCUUAAAGACCAAUAUAACAAGAUUUGGACAAUUAAACAUUUAGAAUAUGCAGACGAUUUAUGUUUACUUACUAACACAACGGAGGAGGCUACCAAAGCCUUAAACCACCUACAACAAUACUUAACCAGUAUUGGUAUGGAGAUAUCAAUCUCCAAGACUAAAUAUAUGAUAAUAAAUAAAAAAGCUAUCACAUCAAAUGUCAAAAUAAACAACAAGGAUAUAGAAGAAGUAGAAUCCUUCCACUAUCUUGGUUCAACCAUAAAUAACAAAGGUACUCCGGAUAGUGCUGUCACCUAUAAUAUAGAAAAAGCAAAAAAUGCAAUAAUUAAAAUUAAACCAAUACUUAAAUCUAAAGAACUCAACCUUGAUACCAAAGCCAAGAUGGUGGAUUCCUCAAAAAUCCCCAUUCUCACAUAUGGUCUAGAAUCAACAGUACUAAGAAAGCAAGAUUGGUCUAGACUAGAAGCGGUGUUAAAUACAGUAAGACGUAUAAUUUUAGGUAUAAAUGAUAGAAAACAACUUACUGUUGAGCAACUUAGACUUAAAAUAAACUUACCAAAUUUAGCCAGUAAAAUCAUGCAAAACAGACUAAACUUGUGGUAUGUAGCGCAUAAAAGACCAAAUAACCUAAUGGUGAGGUCUUUGUAUAGUAUCUUUGAAAAUCAGUGCAACAAUAGGAAGGCCCAUACUAAAAACUGGCUAAGACAACUAUUUCAAGACAUUAAAGAAAUGGGUGAGCGCCUUCCUAGUAACUGGAUAAACCAACCCAACAAGGUUAAAAUAAACGCAUAUCAAGAACACUUUCCAAAAAUAAUAGGGAAACGCCAGCUGAACCAUGUAUGCCAAAAUGCAAACUGUAACAGAAUGUUUGCUACAAUGAAAGAAAUGAACAGACACAUUAGAAACGACCACCAAAAUAAAACUAAUAGUGAGUCCCAAUAUAGCUGUCCCUUAACUGACUGUAAUAAAACGUAUAAGACGUUGGGUUGGUUAAAUAGACACAUGCAGUCAUGCCAACCAAAAUAUAAUCUAACUAAAGCUGAACCCAAAACCAGUUAAUAAAAUAAACUCCAAAAACGACAAAAAUAAAUGUCCAUACCCAGGCUGCAACAAAACUUUACCAACUAAAAAAGGUAUAAUAAAUCACUGCUAUGUAGUACAUAAGUGGUCAGCAAUCACCGGACAGGAAGUAAAACCAAAGACAAAAAAUAAUGCAAAAACAGCUAUUGCGCCCCGGUAGUUGUGCCGUGCUUCGAUGUAGCCUCUUCUCCAGAAGGGCCUACUAGGCUUCACCAACUAGUUUGGCUGGAAGGGGCACCACACGGAUGGGAGGCAAAAUCCGACUCACACGUCCUCGUCGUGCCUCCUGGAUCAUGGGACUGAUUCCAUGAACCAACGUGAGCGGUAACCCGGGUGGUGGAGAUCGGGCUAAUCACCCUCUCUAUCUAUACCCACCCCUGAUUACGAACGCUACAAAGAAUCAUUGCACAAUUAUACCUGGAAUAAAAAAAGACAAAAAAAAUGCCCAAAAUUACCAAAAACUUAAAAUUGGUUUAUGGAAUGUCCGGGGUUGCUCACAAGAAAGCAAACUCCAAGAGAUAGCAGAGCAAAUAGCUGAACGCAAGUACCACAUAGCAGUGAUCACGGAAACUAG